Messenger RNA from Emericellopsis cladophorae, 1482 nucleotides. Its product is annotated as G2/mitotic-specific cyclin-B-like protein. Gene Ontology annotation, molecular function: cyclin-dependent protein serine/threonine kinase regulator activity. Gene Ontology annotation, biological process: G2/M transition of mitotic cell cycle; regulation of cyclin-dependent protein serine/threonine kinase activity. Gene Ontology annotation, cellular component: centrosome; cyclin-dependent protein kinase holoenzyme complex; cytoplasm. The record is from RefSeq and is a predicted model, not a curated record. The transcript has 3 exons. NCBI's taxonomy places the organism in Eukaryota, Fungi, Ascomycota, Sordariomycetes, Hypocreales, Bionectriaceae. The coding region runs from base 1 to 1482 and encodes 493 amino acids.
AUGCCUGCAGGACGCCCGGCUACACGCCAGCGUGUUGUACAAAACGAGAACGAUGAGAACACUGCCAACACGCGUUUGACGCGUGCCAAAGCCGCCGCUGGCGGUCCUGAAGACCUUGGGAAAACGGGCAAGACCGCGUUGCAAACCAAGAAAUCAACCGCAAACGUUGCCGGUCAGAGGAAAAGAGCAGCUUUGGGAGAUGUGAGCAACGUGAACAAGACAGAAGCCCAGAAGGCUGCUGGCGGCAAGAGUCUGAAGGCUGCUCAGCCCACUGGUGUGCAAAAGCCCGCCGCGCGCCCCGCGAGUCGGGCUGCUACAGCCGCCAAGGACCCUAAGAAGGUUGAGAUCAAGAAGUCAGGCGCCGGCGCCAUCAGUGCCGUGCAAAAACGCAAGGUCCUCAGCGCAACCACACACAGCCGGGAGCCAUCAGUCACCGUCGAUGAGGCAGAGCCCGUUCGUAAGAAGGCUCACACUAUGGAUGCCGAGAAGCGCAUUCGGUCCGAGUCAAAGGCCGACAAGGAGAAUGAGGCUGUUGCUAGUGCCAAGGCCGAUGCCAUUGCGGAGGCCAAGGAGACUGCUCUUCACCAACAGAUUCGGAACUUGGAUGAUGAGGAUCACGAUGACCCGCUCAUGGUGGCCGAGUACGCCAAUGACAUCUUCGACUACCUUCGUGAGCUCGAGGCUCCCUCCAUGCCCAACCCCGACUACAUGGCAUCGCAAGACAACCUUGAAUGGCAGACGCGUGGCAUUCUCGUCGACUGGCUCAUUGAGGUCCACGCGCGCUUCCAUCUUCUGCCUGAGACGCUCUUUCUUGCCGUCAGCAUCAUUGACCGAUUUCUCUCGGUGAAGAUUGUCCAGCUCGACCGUUUCCAGCUGGUCGGUAUCACUGCCAUGUUCAUCGCCUCCAAGUACGAAGAGGUCUUGUCGCCCAUUGUCAGAGAUUUCAGGCACGUUGCCGACGACGGCUACACCGAGGCCGAGAUCCUCAGCGCUGAGCGUUCCAUCUUGACCGCCCUCAACUACGAUCUCAGCUACCCCAAUCCCAUGAACUUCCUUCGACGUGUCUCCAAGGCGGACAACUAUGACAUCCAGUCUCGGACCAUUGGCAAGUACCUCAUGGAGAUCAGCCUUCUUGACCACCGCUUCAUGGAGUUCUGCCCCAGCCACGUUUCUGCCGGCGCCAUGUUCCUGUCACGCCUCAUGCUGGACCGCGGAGAGUGGGAUGCAACCAUCGCCUACUAUGCAGGCUACACGGAAGCUGAGGUCAUGCCUGUCGUCAUGCUGAUGGUCGACUACCUCGCCCGCCCUGUCUGCCAAGAGGCCUUUUUCAAGAAGUAUGCUAGCAAGAAGUUCCUCAAGGCUUCCAUUGUCGCCCGCCGUUGGGCAAAGGAGAAUGCCGAAGCUUUCGGCCUCACCAACCUCAGGCAACAACCCCUUUACAUCAUGAACAUUGAUGACGCCGCGGACGCGGAGGGGUCAUGA